Rhopalosiphum maidis (corn leaf aphid) is the source of this 798-nucleotide messenger RNA. Its product is annotated as piggyBac transposable element-derived protein 4-like. The record is from RefSeq and is a predicted model, not a curated record. The transcript has a single exon. The coding region runs from base 1 to 798 and encodes 265 amino acids. Lineage: Eukaryota; Metazoa; Arthropoda; Insecta; Hemiptera; Aphididae.
AUGGCUUCUAUUCUUACUGAUGAAGAAAUACUCAAUAUGAUUAAUAAUGGAGAUUUUCUAAUGUCAGACGAAGAAUUUGAUCUUAAUUCUGGGAGUGAUAAUUUAGGCGAGGGUGAUUCUGGAGAUGACGAUUACGAUAAAAAUAAUACAGCUGAACAAAAUAUUGUCGAUGGCCAGGAACAAUCAUCUGAAUCGCUUACUGAAACAGAUUUAGCUCCACCACAAAUUAGCUGUGAAAACAAUUAUAACUGGUCUACUUUUCGUCCUCAAGUUAAAGACAUUCCUUUUUCUGAAACACUCGGACUUAAAAUUUUUCCUAAAGGUAACGACCCAAUCGAUUAUUUCGAUUUAUUUGUUACAAACACAUUUUGGGAGUUUUUAGUUGAAGAGGCAAAUUCAUAUGCAGUUGAAGUCUUUUUGAACAGCGAUAGGACUAAUUCUCGUAUUUCAAAUUGGAAAAAUACAGAUGUUGUUGAGAUGAAAAAGUUUAUUGCUCUUUUAUUUCACACUGGUACUAUUCACAUAAAUAGAUUAGAAGACUACUGGAAAACCAAUGAGCUUUUCAAUUUUCAUAUUUUUCGAAAUACUAUGAGUCGCAACCGAUUUAUGCUAUUGCUCAGAGUCUUAGAUUUUUGCAAAAAUCCAGGACAAAAUGAUCGUCCUACAAGUCGUUUAUAUAAAAUCGAUAAAAUGACAAAUUAUUUCAAUAAAACAAUGGAAGAAGUUUACCAGCCAUCAAAAAAUUUAUCAAUCGAUGACUCUAUGGUUUUAUUUAGAGGAAGACUUAUCUUUCGUUAG